AUAUCAAUCAAAAACACAAAAGAAAAUAUUUAGGUGUUUCGAAUAAGACUACAUAGUAAUACAGAAACAUUACACAGGCCUUUAAUCAGGGGAUAAUUUUGGAUUUGUUGUAUGUGGUUUUAGGCUUUUGAGGGAUGCACAUGUGUAUGCAAAGCCUACAAAAUCUUGUAUCAGUUGGCAUGCUAUAAAAUAUAACUAGUUGAGAGAGUCCUCUGCUAUGAAGAAAUGCUGAUCAGAAUCUUAGAUGCUGGCAGUGUGCAAAGCUACAUCUGUGCAGGAUUGAAAAAUCAAAUCUAAAUCCUUUUAAUACCUGAAAAAAAAUGGAGCCUGGUAACCUACCAUAUGAGCAGGGUAGGGCAAAGUUGAUGGUAACAGAUCAAACCGUAAUAAUAAAAAAACUGUAAAAAGUGAUCCAGAGAUGAGUCAGAUGUAUAAACUAUUGUAUUACUUUAAAUUUGGGGUUAUAUGGGUGAACAAAUACUGCAGAGGGGUUUACUGAAAAUGCUAAUAAUUGAUUCUCUAUAUUUUCAGUGUCUGAAAGGCUUAAGUAAAAAUGCAUUUGUGAUAUGUCUGAGCCUUUUAAAAACUGUACUUGAGACCGGACUCGAGUCCAAGUACCCCAACUUUAAUAUUUAGUAUGGAAUGGUUUCAGUUAUAUGGGCUUUAUAUAUACUGAAAUAAUUUGACUGACCUAGCAAUAGUUUACAUGCCAAGUCAAUUAUAUCCCUGCUGAAAGAAACAAUACAACCAAAAAUUAUAAUGGUUUCCACUACAAAUACCGUUACAAAUAAACAACUUUUAAGCACUAAAACUAUUAGAAAUGGUUUUGUGCAGUGUUUUGGGAUAUAUUCCAUUAGAAAUGAUUGGUUUUAACAAGCCACCAAUAGGUCCAUUACAGUUUCCAUUAAAACCAAUACAAGUCCCAUUAUAACCAGUAAAACCAUACAAAAUCUGUGAUGUCGUGUAUUGUUUUGUGUUAAACAGGGGUGUAUUUAACAUGGCUUUUUUUUUUUUUUACAAACAAACAUUGCACGUCUACUUCUGAUGUUAUAUAAAAAAGGAAACAGGACGUCGUUGAGUAACUGUGCAAAUCUCACGGCUAAAUUGAUGGAUGUGCUGUUUACUUUUAUGCUUCGCUUUCAAUCACGUCCGCGCGUAUCGUUUCUGAGAAUCUGUAUUUAGUGCUUGUAAGCGAAGAGCCGAUGUGACGUCAGGCUUCGACUCGCAUAGCAGCAGACUGGUCCCUAAACACCCGCCCACAUUCAUCCAAAACACAAAGCAGUCCCUUUUCUCCGUCUAAAGCGACCGGUCUUCGAGUCUUCGACGAGCUGGAGCGAAGCACAUGCACCUCAAGCAAACUGGAAAUCUAUCGCGGUUGACUGCGGUCGAGCAGGCGCUCAGCUGUCGGACCACGGACGCGCGGAUGGAGCACUUCCAUUACACAGACGUCGUCGGGCAGAUUUGAAAGGCAUCGGCCGAGAUGCUCCGUGGCUGCUGUUACCAAGCGCCGAUCUAUAGUGAUACCGGCCGGGUUUUAUCAUGGUUUUCAGACGGUCAGCUCGGAGAAUGCGGUGGCUUGGGUGUUAUCGGUUGGGGCCCGUAUGGAAAGCUCUCUUGGUAUUUGUUGUCAUCGCCUUCGCGGGACAGCUUCUGGGAGUUAUCUUUAACAAGAGCUGGAUGCAGCCAGAGAGACCUCACUCUCUCUACGCCCUUCCCUCUGAGAAUUCACAAGGGGACUCUCUGGGGUCCUGCCAGCCCCACGCCCACAUCAUGUUCCUGAAGACUCACAAGACGGCAAGCAGCACAGUUCUCAAUUUGCUCUAUCGCUUCGGAGAGGAGCGGGGCCUUAAGUUUGCUCUGCCUGUGGGGUACCAAUUUGGUUACCCACUGCCCUUUAUUGCCCAGAGGGUGAAAGGAUACAGAGGACCUCAUGUGGCAGAAUUUGACAUUAUGGGAAAUCAUAUGCGGUUCAACAAACCAGAGGUUGAGAAGGUCAUGCCAGCUGACACCUUUUUCUCCAUCCUUCGAGACCCAGUGGCACUAGCUGAAUCCUCUUAUGCCUACUAUAAAAAUGUCGCCCCUGCCUUCAGGCGUGCCAAAGGACUGGGUGAUUUCGCUGACAACCCCUAUAAGUACUACGACCCUAGACUCCGAAACAACCAUUAUGCCCGCAACCUGAUGUGGUUUGAUUUUGGUUUGGAUCAUGCCUCCAACUUCAGCCUUGCGCAGGUCAAGCGCGGUGUGGCAGCAGUUCGUCGGAAUUUCAAGCUCAUACUUAUCUCAGAGUACUUCGACCAAUCUAUGGUGCUGCUCCGUCACACUCUUUGCUGGCCGCUAGAUGCUGUGGUUUCUUUUAGCCUGAAUGCCAGACAGCAAAUGCCCAGUGGAAGAUCAGGAUGGGUGGGCAAGGCCGCAGCUCCAGCUCCUUUGGCAUUAACAGAUAAGCAAAGAUCAAAAUUACGAGAAUGGAAUGCACUAGACUGGCACCUUUACCAAGCUUUUAAUCUCACUUUCUGGCAGGACGUAGAACGCUUUGGACGUAAUCGGAUGGAAUCCGAGGUGGCCCUGCUUAGGACCAAACGGGAGGUACUCACUCGCAUCUGCUUGCGUGAUGGUGGUCGGCCCAUAGAGGCCAGUCGCAUCCGGGACAAGACCAUCCGGCCUUUCCAGAGUGGAUUAGUGAAGAUCUUGGGUUAUGAGUUGCAGUCAGGACUAGACAACGCCACGUGGGAAGCUUGCCUACGCAUGAUCAGGCCUGAGAUCCAAUACAAAGACUUGCUGGAUCUUCGGCAGUUCCCUCGAGCCCAGCAACCUCCAGCUGCUGGAGGGCUUCCAGUAAAGAGGGAGCCCGCAAUACUCAGGACUGAAGACCGUGGGGGAAAGAGGUUGGUGGAGAAGGACUGGGAUGGGACCAUUCUGUUUCGGAAUCAAUCUUUAGAGCAGGUUGAUUUAAAAGUAAGACUUAGAUAGUGAGCUAGUUGCACCUUUUUGCCUCAAGGUCGGUAGUUCUGACCCAUUUUGGCUCCAUGGACCUCUGUGCUGCACUACUAGAGGAGAAGGGAUAUCCAAGACAUACAACACACUACUUUGUCAUCGACUCUUCCUUCUUCCAUUUUGCCCUUCUACGCUCUUAUUUUACACAACAUAGAGUUUCUGAAUGAAGAAGAGGUCUGUGGGUACAUUACGUUGGUUGGAGUGAAAUAAUGGUAAAAGCAUGCCAUAUGCAGGCUAAAUGCCCAAACUCACUGUCGUGAGUUUUGUGUUGGGGAGAAGUAAGAAAAAGCUGCGGUACGUUACAAAAAAACCUUAGCAGUGAGUGCACGUUAUGUAAGAGGUUGCAGUGUCUCAAACAUACUGCUAAAAGCCCACUUUUAGAUAGAUAAAGUAUCCUUGGUAUGUCAGUGUUCAAAAGUUUGGGGUCAGUAAGUUUCUUUUUGAAAGAGCUUAACAAUUUCAUUCAGCAGGGAUGCAUUAAAUUAAUAAGAAGUAACAAUAAAGAUACAUUGUGAUAAAAAAUAUUUCUAUAUUAAAUAAAUUAUGUUCUUUUGAACUCAAAGAAUCUACCAAAAAAAUGUAUAUGAAAUUGGAAACUGGAGAAAUGACUACUGAAAGUUCAGCUUUCAGUAUAAUAGAAAACAGUUAUAUCACAUUGUAAUAAUAUUUCACAUAAGUCUUUUUACUGUAUUUUCGAUGAAAUAAAUGCAUCCUUUGUGAAAACAGGUCAUUGAAAAUGUAUUGCCAAUCCCAAACUUCUAAAUGGUAUAAUGCUGGCGUACCUCCAUCACGCUACCAAAAAGGUAGGCUUGUGCAUCCAAUGAAAUAACAGUUUGAUAUUGGAAAUGCAUUUGAAUUUGAUUAUAGUACUAAGACACAAUGGAUAUCCAUUCGCUGCAUGAUGAAAUUCCUCAAAAAUGCAAUCACAGACUCUUCAUUGUCUGGCACACGAGAUUCAAACAGUGGUACUGUUCAGAGUUGCUGGAAUUUAUUUUUAUAUCCAUUUAUAUGGGUAGUUGUUAAACAGGAAUCUUGACAGAAAAGAGGAAUUCAUUGCAAACUUUUGAUUUCUAUGCCACACACAUUUUUAGUCACACAUUAUAAGCUAGUACGACUCCCAUGGUUCUGUGAGAACAGCAUCUCCAGUUUUUAACACUGUGAAAUAAAAUGACCAUUCAUAAAGGGCAAAAUGGGCUGUAGAUUUGUACUUACCAACCUCAAGUGAUAGACCAUUGCACUUCCUAUAACAGUCUGUUUACUUAUUGAUGUUUGCUAGAGGUUGAUAUUUUAGCUUUUUGCUUUGAUGUUUCAAACAUCAAAUCUAAAAAAAAAAAAUAGAUGGUGAAUGUUCAUUGGCAUGGUAAAUGCUGUAAUUUCUGAGGCCUGUCAUAGACGUUUUAAUGAUCAGAACUCCACUUGAAAUUCCAAAACUCAAUGGUUAUUUUGCCUUACAGUUAGUACCUUUGUGAAGCAGUGCUUUACUAUCAAAGCUUGCUGUAUUUAUUAUGCUUUUGUAUAAAUUUCUCUGUGUAUCUAUUGCAUUUAUACUCUCAGUCUAAAAUGUUUUUUCCUCUUAUUGUGAGUGCUGAGAAAACGUAGUGUAGAAAUUUGACUGGAAUGCACUGUGCAAAUUGCCCCAUGUAUGAACAGCCAGCUUUUUGUAUGCAGAUUUCAAUGCACAGAGCAAGAUGACAUCUAACAUUACCAAUGAAUUUAUUUUCUCUGUUCUAAGGCAGAUGGUAUUGCAAUGAAAAAAAAAAACACUAGUAUGGUCACUGUUGCGUGCCUAUUCAUGUGCAUUGUUUAUUGUAUAGUUACGAUUUAUAUGCAUGGCUAUAGUUAGCAAUUAUUUCCUUGUGUAAUUGAUAAACAAUGCAUAAUUUGACUUGCAUUUUACUACCCCAUUUUAGUUUGGAUUGUACUACUGCCAGUUAAUUAACAGUUAUCUUUCACUUUUUCUAUUCACAGUAGUUCUGUGUUUGCCACUCAUGUGAAUUAGUUAUUGAUAUAGCUAAAAUAAUAAUAAUCAUAAAAAUUUUAAUUCAAAUUUUAAACAACAACUAUAAAAUUUUGCUUUCGCUGAAAAUUAAGUAAAGGAGCAUGUCAAAAAGACAAUUUAAAAGUCAAUGAUCUAAGACAAGGAUCUAUUUUAAUCAUACCCUUUCUCAUAAACUGUAUUCUUGGCAGAUUUAAUGUUUUCUUCCAUUAAAAAGAAUGCUAUUACCGUGAAUCGUGUUGGAAGGAAUUGACGCUAAAUUUAAUUCAAGCAUUGAUUUCCUUUUAGCUAGGGAUGUAUAGCUUUUUCAUUUGUUCAUCUAAUUUUAGAGAAAGCUCUAAUGAGUCUGGCAAUAUUGUGCUGUAAUAGCUGCAUGUCAUACAAAUCAGUUGGUUCAGCGUCUUCAUGAGUCCUUAGGUAGAUUAACUGUGGUACUGCAAUUCAAAAAUAAACCAAAGAGGUACUGAUGUUUCUGUGCUUGGAAUCUUGAUAUAUCAAAAAUUGGCACAGUUUUUCAUGACAUUUGUUGACCAGAAAAUUCAGCAGGAGUGUAAAGGUGCAAAUGCAGCUUAGGGUCUUGCAUCUUUUAAGGGAAGUAAAAAAUGGGUAGUUAAUUAAAAGUCAGUAUCAGUCAGUUUAAUUUGAGCAGGAUAAUUAAAAUCAUUCACAUUCAUUCUCUUCUGCACUUUCAAGACGAUACUGCAAUUCACAUGAUGUUUCCGUUAAGUUUGUUCAAACCUGUUUACCAUAUUUAUUAUUUUUCUCUGUUACUUGAAUAUAUGGGGAAACCUCUGUAGAUAUUUCCGUGUGAUGAACCUAAAUUUGGUUUACUUGUAUGUAGUAAAAUAAAAAUUUUACAUGUGA
Messenger RNA from Puntigrus tetrazona (Sumatra barb), 5854 nucleotides. It is a transcript of the gene gal3st4, whose product is annotated as galactose-3-O-sulfotransferase 4. Gene Ontology annotation, molecular function: galactosylceramide sulfotransferase activity. Gene Ontology annotation, biological process: glycolipid biosynthetic process. Gene Ontology annotation, cellular component: membrane. Lineage: Eukaryota; Metazoa; Chordata; Actinopteri; Cypriniformes; Cyprinidae. The record is from RefSeq and is a predicted model, not a curated record.